This is a messenger RNA of Melitaea cinxia (Glanville fritillary), 1034 nucleotides long. Its product is annotated as peroxiredoxin-2-like. Gene Ontology annotation, molecular function: thioredoxin peroxidase activity. Gene Ontology annotation, biological process: cellular response to stress; response to oxidative stress; hydrogen peroxide catabolic process. Gene Ontology annotation, cellular component: mitochondrion; cytosol. Bases 153 to 836 code for a protein of 227 amino acids. The transcript has 7 exons. The record is from RefSeq and is a predicted model, not a curated record. Lineage: Eukaryota; Metazoa; Arthropoda; Insecta; Lepidoptera; Nymphalidae.
UUAUGUCAAAAUCAUGUAAAAAAAAAAACCGUCAGUGAUUAUAAGACGUAGGUAGAUCUCGUAACGUACGAAAAAAUUCUUACAUUCCUCAAGAAUUUCAACAUAAUUAAAAUUAUUGUCGAAUUAUAAUAUCAAAGAUCAAACUCAAAAACAUGUCGUUCUUAGUGAAACAGUGUAUCCGUAGGGUUUUAGCUCCAGCAGUGACAAUAACAAAAAAAUCACCAUUCUCCACAACACCUGCAAUCUUCGCUCCGAGAGUACAGAAACCCGCACCAGACUUUGCCGCAACUGCUGUUGUAAAUGGUGAAUUCAAUCAGCUUAAACUAGCUGACUUUCAUGGAAAAUAUGUUGUUCUUGUCUUUUACCCUUUGGACUUUACAUUUGUCUGUCCAACUGAGCUGAUUGCCUACAGUGACAGAGCUAAAGAGUUUGCCAAUAUUGAUUGUCAAGUCAUUGGGGUGUCAACUGAUUCUGAAUUUAGUCAUCUCGCAUGGAUUAACACACCAAGAAAGGAUGGUGGCUUAGGAAAAUUGGACAUACCCUUACUGUCAGAUUACAAAAAGAAAAUUUCUCAAGAUUAUGAUGUACUAUUAGAUGAUGGAUUCGCUUUACGUGGUCUCUUCAUAAUCGACAGAAAUGGUAUACUGAAACAUUUAUCUGUAAACGACUUGCCCGUCGGCCGGUCGGUAGACGAAACACUUAGAUUGGUAAAAGCCUUCCAAUUUGCUGAUAAACACGGAGAAGUAUGCCCAGCAAACUGGAAUCCAGAAACAAAUGCUGAUACAAUUAAACCAAACCCGAAAGGCAGCAAGGAAUACUUCGAAAAGGCGAACUAAAACUAUAUCUCAUAUAUCAGCAUUUCGAAGUAAUAUAUAAUUUAGUUUAAGAUAAAAAUGUCUAUAAAAUAAGCAAUCUGAAUAGUAUUUUGUUAUGCAGGCAACCCAAAGUGUAAAAGAACUUUUUAUUAUAUAAUAAUAUAAAAGCUAAAUGUAAACAGUCUUUAUCAUCAAAUUUGAAUAAAAAAUAAAGCUCUA